UGAAAUAAUAAAAUUUUUGGGUAAGCAAAAUUUGCCUUAUCGUGGAACUGGUGACACAGAAGGGCUGUACAAGAUGAAUGAUGUUAAUAUCAAUAGAGGUAAUUUUUUGGAGCUUUUGAAAUUUACUGCUGAAAGAGAUGCAAUUUUAAGACAAUAUUUAGACAAUGCUAUAUUGUCAAGUAAAAAACGAAAAUUAAAUAUGGAUCAACGGCAAAAAAAUUCUAAGGGAAGAGGAUCAUUAGUUACACUUGUAUCCAAAACUACUGUUAAUAAAGUAAUUGAAGGUAUACUAGAAACUAUGAGGAAACAUAUUCGUGAAGAAAUGGGUGAUCAGCAUUUUAGUAUACAAUUUGACAGUACUCAAGAUAUUGGAGCUACGGACCAAGCCACUAUCUGCUUUCGCUACUUAAAUAAUACAGAUAUUAAAGAGCGCCUUUUUGCCGUCAUUAAAGUAGAAGAUUCAGCAGGUAAAAGUUUAUAUGAACUAUUAAAAACUUGCUUUGACAAACAUAAUAUAAAUUUUAAAAAUGUCAUUGGUGAAUCUUUUGACGGUGCUUCUAACAUGAGAGGAGAGUUUAACGGUUUGCAGUCUUUUAUUAAGCAACAAAACGAAAACAGUAUUUAUGUUUGGUGCUAUGCCCAUAUUCUAAAUUUGUGUAUUUGUGAUACCUGUGACAAUUUAGCAGCCAAGAAUUUAUUUGGGUUCUUGAAUCGCUUGAGUACAUUCUUUUCUGAUUCUUAUAAACGAAUGGACAUUUGGAAGAAAAAUCAAGAAAAUUUAGGUGUUGGAGUAAAAAAACUUAGAAAGCUACAAAAAAUCGGGGAAACAAGGUGGUGGUCCAGAGAAAAAGCACUUAAAUGGGUUUUCGACGGAGAAGAUUGCUUAUACACAACUAUUGUCAGUGCUUUAGAUUUUAUUUGUUCAUCAAAAAAAUUUGAUCAAAAAUCCAUAUAUGAAGCAACUUCAUUAAAAAAUAAAUUGUGUGAAUUCCAAGUUAUUUUAACAGCCCAUUUAUUUAUUAAAGUUUUUGAUUCAGCCGGACCAACAUCAUCAUAUUUGCAGUCCAGUAAUUUAGAUCUUUUGGCUGGUUGGUUAAUGGUAGAAAAUACAAUUGAUGAAAUUGGAAAAAUAAAUUUUGAUACAAUUGUCGUUGAAGCAGAGAAAUUCUCACAAAAUAUGAAUGAUAAAUUUACAAAUUUUGAAUUGAAUGAUAGUAUAGUUGUGGAAGAUAAAUUACCAUUAAUACGUUCUAGACAUAAGAAGCGCAAUUAUGAUGAAAUGUGUUCAGAUGAACAUAUUAUAAAUCCUAUUGAUAAGUUUAGAGUAGAAGUUUUUCAAUGCACUAUUGAUCAAUUGAGAAGCAGUUUUAUUCAAAGAUUUUCAAGCAAUAGAGAAAUUAUAGCAGAUAUUCAGUAUUUAUUACCAAAAAAUUUUCAAUAUGCAAAGGAUAACAGUCUACCAGAAUCAGCAUUAAAAAUUUUAUCAAAAUUAUCAUCAAUAAACCAUCAGAAAUUAGUGUCUGAAUUGAACCAUUUCUCAAAAAUAUAUGAUAACAUUGCAAAGCCUCUGAAUUCAAAUACUUCAAAAAUGUAUAAUGAUGAUGAUGAUGAUAUGUUUCAAGAUAAUGAAGAAUUUUUUCUAGACUGGGAUAAAAAUGAUGAAAUGAAUUUAGAAGUUAAAGGGUGUGAAAAAUCAAAAACUUCCAAUAAUAAUCAUAAUACAAAAUCAUGCUUAAUAUGUCUACAAAAAUUAAUUACCAAUUAA
Sipha flava (yellow sugarcane aphid) is the source of this 1765-nucleotide messenger RNA. Its product is annotated as zinc finger MYM-type protein 1-like. The coding region runs from base 74 to 1765 and encodes 563 amino acids. The record is from RefSeq and is a predicted model, not a curated record. Lineage: Eukaryota; Metazoa; Arthropoda; Insecta; Hemiptera; Aphididae. The transcript is spliced from 3 exons.